AUGUAUACAACAAUUAAGCAACUUCAAUCAGGUUCAUUUGGUGAAGUAUCUUUAGCUAAAGCUAAAGAUGAUACUAAUCAAUCAUUAGUUUGUAUCAAAUCAAUGACAAAGAAGGAUUCAACUAUUAAAGAAAUUGCAUAUAAUGAAAUUUCAAUAUUAAAACAAUUAAAUCAUCAUCCAAAUAUUUGUCAAUUAAUAGAUUCUUAUGAAGAUGAUGACAAGAUAUAUAUAGUAUUAGAAUAUUGUUCACAAGGUGAUUUAUAUGAUUUAAUUCAUUCAACUACUUUAACUGAUAAACAAAUUCUUAAUUUAUCAAAUCAAUUAAUUGACGCCAUUACAUUUGCCCAUUCAAGAGGUAUUUAUCAUCGAGAUAUUAAACCUGAAAAUAUAUUGAUUGAUUCUCAUGGACAAUUUAAAUUAGCUGAUUGGGGUUUAGCUACUACUAUUGAAUAUAAUGAUGAAUUUAAUGUGGGGACUGAUAAAUAUAUGGCACCUGAAUGUAUGUCAUCUUUAAGAUCAAUACAACCAACUACUUAUGAUUGUAAAUAUGCUGAUUAUUGGUCUGUUGGUAUAACUUUAUUAACAAGUAUAUUUGGUACUUGUCCAUUUAAAACAAAUUCACAAAAUAAAUUAGAUUCAAAUUUUAAGAAUUUUGUUGAAUUAAAUAAUUUACAUAUAUUAUUUGAUAUUUAUCCAAAUAUGAAUAAUAAUUGUUUUGAAAUAUUUGUUAAGAAUUUAUUAAAAAUUGGUACUGAUGAUGAUGAUUUAGAUAAUUAUAAUUCAAAAAUUAAAUCAAGAGAUUUAAAUAAAUUUAAAUCUGAUUUAAAUAAAAAUUGGAUUUAUGGUUUUACCCUUGAUGAAUAUGAAGAAGAAGAAAUUGAACCUGAAGAUAUCUCAUCAACUCAUGAAGAUCAAUAUGUAUUCAACAUGGAUGAUGAUGAUGAAUAUAAUGAAGAAUUCAACCAACUCUCAUCCAACCCAAUCGACUCCUCAUAUCCAAUUAUAUCCACCUAUCCAAUCACAACCAUCCUCAACACCACUACCUCCACCACCACGCAUAACCAAUCCCACUCCUCCCCAUCUGAAACUGAAGAAGUUGGAGAACCAAUGGUUAAAUUACCAAGCUUAGUCAAAUCAUCAUAUCAAUCCAGUGGACAAUCAUAUCAUUCUUCACAAUCUUGGUGUGAUUUGGAUGAAGAUGAAGGAUUUAAUAUUGAAUUCGAGAUUAUGAGAAUGAGUUUGAAUGGUGGUAAGCUUGGUGGAAUUAAGAUUAAUGAAGUUGAGAUAUUAGAAGAGGAAUCUGAAGUUGCAUAA
Hemisphaericaspora subhashii is the source of this 1314-nucleotide messenger RNA. RefSeq lists its product as uncharacterized. The coding region runs from base 1 to 1314 and encodes 437 amino acids. Gene Ontology annotation, cellular component: autophagosome; cytoplasm. Gene Ontology annotation, molecular function: ATP binding; protein serine/threonine kinase activity. Lineage: Eukaryota; Fungi; Ascomycota; Pichiomycetes; Serinales; Debaryomycetaceae. Gene Ontology annotation, biological process: peptidyl-serine phosphorylation; protein autophosphorylation; autophagy. The record is from RefSeq and is a predicted model, not a curated record. The transcript has a single exon.